This is a messenger RNA of Peronospora matthiolae, 1743 nucleotides long. NCBI's taxonomy places the organism in Eukaryota, Oomycota, Peronosporomycetes, Peronosporales, Peronosporaceae. The record is from the annotation of a GenBank genome assembly.
AUGGAAUCACCACAGGAGACACUGCUGCCUGCAUCCACGCUGGCUGCAUAUCAAAAGACGGCGCAGAAGCCGAGCAAUGGUGACGAGUUUGAUGUCCUUGUCAACGUCGUAGGCGUCGCUCUGCGCUGUGUUGUGAACCCCCGAUGGCCAUGUGAAGCGCUGCUUGGAGUAGCAGCUGAAGCUUAUCACGCCUCGUUCAAGGACAGCGAAGUGCCUGAGUGCAACGUGGUUUUCCAUCGCAAGAAGCAGGAAUUUCUGGUGGCGGGGACGCCGAUCUGCGAGUGUUGCGCUCGUGGUGACGAGCUGGAGCUUGGAGUUGCUCUUGCGGAACAUGGCAGUGCUCAGAGUGCAGCCAUGUGCUCUGUCGAUGGUACAAAGGACGGCGCAGUCGAUGGUGCUGGAAAGACGAGUGAGUUCUGUGUGUUGUUUCACAAACUUCCACUUGGAUUCACGAUGAAACGUGGAAAUGAUGGUAACACGGAGGUAGGCACUAUCUACCCCAAGAGCGUAGCGACGCAUUUCUCACGGCUGACACCAGGUGUGACGAUCGUGAGUAUUGCGGGGACCUCGCUCCAAGAUAUGGGACUUCGUCAGGUGCACGAUGUCAUUAAGAAUGCGACACUUCCGCUGGAUAUCCACUUCCGAGGACCCGAGCUGCUGGUGACAUCGUCAAUAUUGCCUGACCCUGUGCAGCACCAAGUACCAUCUCCACCACCGCCAGCACCGGCUGCUGCGCCCUCGGCUUACUUGCAGCAGAAGGAAGGGUGUCAAGGAAAGUCUGCUGAUCGUCACGUUGGUUGGAGCAGCAGCAGCAAUGAAAGUGGUCCCAGCCGAAACUUGCUUCGUAGCCAAAGUGGAGAAAAGUAUGGGGUUGGUCACACACAUCAACAUAGGCUUGAUAACCAGCUGGAGCGCACGCAACGGCCUGACGCACGUGUGCCGAACCGACGUCCUGGACUAGAAAAUAAUGGGGCAGCCGCACUUGUCCAGCAAAUAGAGCAGCUCAAGGUGGCUUUGCUGCGUAAGCACGAAGAAGCGAAGCAGAUCGCGCGUCAGCUUGAGUUAUGCUCCGAAAAGCUACUAGCCCUUCGUGGCGAAACGAGCGGUACUGCAACAUUCCGGCAACAGCCGCAGCAGCAGCGAAGUGCGAGCACCAAGCACAGUGAUGCGACUCGUUCACAUCUUGCAGCAGCAAGAUCGGUGAGCAGUGGUAGGUCCAACUUUCGACUGACGCCGGAGGUAUUGGAGGCCAUGGACCAGCGAGCUGGUCUACCUCGACGUGGUGCGGGAGCCUACGCUUCGUCAAACAUCUCAUCGGUAUCGGGGUAUUCAGCGCAAUCCAUGCCUGUGGCUCGCUCUGCUAAUAUCCGUGCACGAACGGCUCGUGCUGCGACUCUCACGAACGCCGACAACGUGUCGGUAUCGUCCAACACGUCGAACUCAUCAGCUCAGUCUGCUCGAAGGGGAGCUAUCCAUUCGCCGCGCGGAGCCAUGCACAAGAAUCUGACCAAGCGGUACAACUAUAUGCCACAGAAGUACGAGGCAAUUACCACGAGUGCGUCGGAGGUUGGGGCUACUUCACUGUCAUCCCGCGGAGCCGUAAUGUCACGUGCUCGGGUUCCACGUGACUCGUUCAUUACCAAGAGCGAGAGUCCAGGUGUUGGCUACUACGACGUGAAGGUGAAGGAUCGUGUCAAAGGAGGCGAAAUCGGUGAUUCUGAUCGCUCACUGCCAUGGUCUUGA